UUGACUAUCCACGGCAGAUUGACACGGCAUAGUGGCUCAAUGGCUAGUACUGCUGCCGUGCAGCUCCAGGGACCCACAUUCAAUUCCAGCCUCGGGCCACUGUCUGUGUGGAGUUUACACAUUCUCCUUGGAACUUGCAGGUGAUGGAGUUCCCACGUAUCCACUACCCUAGUCCAUCCAGAUGGUUGUGGUUAUGGAUUUGGAAGGUGCUAUUGAAGGAGGCUUGGUGAAUUACUGCAAUGCAUCUUGUAGAUGAUUUAGAUACUGCUAUUAAUUGUCAGUAGUAGAGAGGAUGAAAGUUUGUGGAUGUGGUGCCAGUCAAGUGGGCUGCAUUGUCCUGCAUGGUGUUCAGUUCUCAAGUGUUGGAGCUACGCACAUUUAUCACUCAUUUACACUCAUUUAUCACACGUUUGACUUGCAUCUUGUAUAUAUCGGACUUUGGCGAGUAGAAGGUGGAUAUAAAAGUUCAGAGAGCAGCAGUCAAAGAAGAGUAAAUCACAUAUCCCUAGUGGCUUAAGGAAUGGUAAUCCCUCAAAUGACAUGAGCUGCAAUCCAUUAUGAUUUUGUUGCUCAGUCACCUAUUCCAGAAGAAGUAAGAUUCAUCUGUACCAGCCAUUAGGAUGUCUCAACCCACGGGCAGCAAGGAACACUGGAAACCCUGGGAGUUCUCAGGAAUCAGUCGUCAGGAGCUGGCACUGGCAGAAGCUCUUCAAAUGGAGUACGAUGCUCUAUCGAGGCUUCGCCAGAGUAGUACAACAAGAGACGACAGCAAGUCCAAACACAUUAACAGCUUGCAACUGAUUUCAUUUGAGGACCCUUUAUUGGAAUACAGCCAAUUGAGGAAUGACUGUAAUGCCAUUAAAGCGACACAUGGCUUGUCGGGCUCAGACCCCGGUCUCGGUUAUAGCAAAGGCCCUUCUUUGUCAAGUCGAGGCAUCGCGUGUUCCUCUACUACCUCAGCUCCCGGGCCACCAAAUCACCAGUGCCAGGAGGACCCAGAAUACCAAUCAUUGUGGAAAGAUAUUACCACAGCCACAACUGCCACGGCCACCAUCACAAAUUCUACCAUCAGUGGCUCCACACAGCAACCAGUCCGUACAGGGCUGCUCACCACCGAGGGAACAUCUUGCCAUCGCGGAGAUUAUUCCAUCAUUGACUAUGCUCCACCAGUACCACCACGAGUUCCUCUCGGCCCCAGUCGAAAUGCCACGUUAACAGAUCAUUGGUCCAAGGGGCAGCCCAGUGACAGCAUUGAGAAAUUGACCAUACCUAAUGACAUCAAUAUAUUCUCUCCUGGCAAUGAUGACUCAAAUUGUAAAAUCGUAGAACCACCAAGCUUUUACUCUAACCAAAGGAUCUCUGAUGAAGAGUUUGAGUUGAUUGACUAUGAUGACUUGAAUGAUGCCAUAACAAAGCUGAAUUUAAUGUCUACCUAUGGGGAAAAUUCAAAGCUGAUAAGAGUUGGCAGCAUUGGGCCCAACUCCAUUUGCAAAAGAAAAGACAAAAAGGAGGAAUCCUCUGGGAAGCCUGUCAGCCGGAGUAAGACUCUUCCACCUCAGGUGCCUCCACGGACCUACAUGUCAAAAUAUGGAAACCAGAACAAUGCUGUCUAUCAGGUCAAGAAUCGAAAAGUCUCCGUUGAUCCGGGCACCUUGCAGCAGAAUUAUGAGUCAUGGAACUAUGAGCUGCUGGAGGUUUCAGAAGAGAGGAAUGAAGAGGUUGCAGCGUUCUGUCACAUGCUGGAUGUACUUCGAAGCAGCUACACCUGUGACGGGGCAAAAAACCUGGGAUUAAUCUGGAGUCCAGUGGUCAUCCGGAAUGACCAACAUGGAGAUGGCAUCAGUGUGAAAGUUACUGUAUCAGCCAGCAGUCUGUCAGAGCCACUUACAUUCACAUGUGACGGGGGCUCCACAGUAGAUCUAGUCAUUUAUCAGACUCUCUGUUACAUCUACGACAACCUCAGUGGCAUAAAUGUUGACAACUUUGUCUUGAAGAUAUGUGGACUGGAAGAAUUUCUACAGAAUAAACACACAAUUGGGAGUCACAAAUAUGUUCAGUUUUGCCGUAAGUUCGACGUGGAUAUUAAACUCUAUCUAAUGGAACUGAAGGCAGUUCGCAAGGACUUGAUGCGCAUGGUCAGUGAUGACCAGAGUCAAUCAACUCUUAACCAUUUCAUACAUCUGCAAGAGAGGCCCUUAAAACAGACCAUAACCAGGCAAGCUCUGACCCUCCUGUUUGACACCUAUCAAAAUGAGGUGGAUAGCUUUCUGCUGGCUGAGGUCGAUCACUCUCAGAAGGCUGAGAGGGUGGUUCAGUCUGUGAUGGCUAUUUGCAAUGCACUUGCCUUGGUUGAAACGCAGGAGAUAACUAAUGCCCUGAAUCAGUUACCACCGUGUCCUUCACGCCUACAUCCCAGGAUGCAGAAGGAUCCCUGCUUGCUGACAGUGAGAGAGAAUCGAGCCAAAAUAGGGGAAGCUUUGACAGCUGCCAUCCUGGAUCUGGUGGAACUCUACUGCAACAGCUUCAAUGCAGAUUUUCACACAGUGGUUCCAUGCCGGAAGGAUGCUCAAACACAGAGUGCUUCCCUUGUUGAUAAUCCCCUCUGUUUCACCAUCUAUGCAGGUCACCGAAUUCCCAUCUCAUGGGCAACAAGCUAUGAAGAUUUUUAUUUGUCAUGUGGCCUCAGUCAUGGUGGGAAGGAGUUGUGUGGUCAACUACAGACCAAGAAAGCUCAUGUCUACAAAUACCUGUUCCAUCUUCUUAUAUGGGACCAAAACAUCUGUUUUCCAAUUAAUAUUAAUCAGCUGCCACGAGAGACCCUCUUGACACUGACACUGUAUGCAAUUCCCGUCCCCCCUCCUGGGAGCUCGUCUGAAGGCAACAAGCAGCGACGCACAGCAGAAACAAUGGGAUGGGUCACCAUGCCACUCUUCAACUUCAGACAUGUGCUGUCAUGUGGGAGAAAGCUGCUUGGUCUAUGGCCAUCCUGCCAACGAACAAUCCUCACCACACUGACUGCCUGCAAUUUCAUCCAGCCAGACAGUGUUAUCUUACAGAUUGAUUUUCCUUCUUCUGCAUUUGAUGUCAAGUUCAUAACUCCUCCUCCAGCGGAAUUCAGUCCCAAGUAUGACUUCGGUAGCCUGGAUGAUACAUCAAGGAAGCAACUGAAGGAAGUGAUGCAGAAGAAGUCUCUCUUCUGGCUGACAGAAGCAGAUAAGAAGCUGCUGUGGGAGAAGCGAUAUUACUGUCAUACAGAAUGCAGCUGCUUGCCUCUGGUGCUUGCCAGUGCCCCCAGCUGGGAAUGGGCCUGUCUGCCUGAUAUCUACACUCUCCUCAAGCAAUGGAAUUGUCUGAGCCAUCUGGAUGCCUUGGGUCUUCUCCAUGCUACAUUUCCUGAUCAGGAGCUGCGCCACACUGCAGUACAGUGGAUGGAAACGAUGUCCACAUCAGAACUAGUGGACUUCCUACCUCAGUUAGUACAAGCCUUGAAGUUUGAGUGUUACUUGGACAGCCCCCUGGUGAGGUUUCUGUUGCGGAGAGCAAUCUGUGAUAUGAAAAUCGCCCAUUAUUUUUACUGGUUAUUGAAGGAUGCAUUAAAUGAUUCUCACUUCAGUGCCCGAUACCAGCAUCUUCUAGGGGCCUUGCUAUGCUGCGUUGGAAAGGGCAUGAGGGAGGAGUUUGACAAACAGACCAAGCUAACUCACAUCCUGGCUAAAAUAGCACAGAAAGUCAGAGACAUUGCUCCAUCUUCUAGACAGACAGUACUCCGGGAAAGCAUGGAGGAAGUGCAACAAUUCUUCAAUGUUCAGGAUCACUGUCGCUUGCCUUUAAACCCAAGUCUUUUGGCCAAUGGAGUCAAUCCAAGAGCUUGCUCCUUCUUCAAUUCCAAUGCUGUUCCUCUGAAGAUCUCCUUCACCAAUGCAGACCCCUUUGGGGAAAACAUCAACGUCAUUGUUAAAACUGGAGAUGACUUGCGCCAGGACAUGUUAACUCUUCAAAUGAUACGCAUCAUGAACAAGAUCUGGAUUCAGGAAGGUUUGGAUAUGCGUAUGAUAUUCUUCAAGUGUACCUCAACAGGAUGGGGACGAGGAAUGGUAGAGAUGAUUCCGAAUGCAGAAACCUUGAGAAGAAUUCAGGUGGAGCACGGGGUAACAGGAUCUUUCAAAGACCAUCCGCUGGCAGAAUGGUUACAAAAGCAUAACCCGAAUGAGGAGGAAUAUGAAAAGGCUGUGGAAAAUUUCAUUUAUUCUUGUGCAGGCUGCUGUGUUGCCACCUAUGUCCUGGGCAUAUGUGACAGACAUAAUGACAAUAUCAUGCUGAAGACCAGUGGCCAUAUGUUCCAUAUUGAUUUCGGCAAAUUCCUCGGCCAUGCUCAAAUGCUAGGCAACUUUAAGAGAGAUCGAGCUCCAUUUGUCUUUACUUCUGACAUGGCAUAUGUAAUUAAUGGAGGUGACAAACCCUCCAGUCGGUUCCACGAUUUUGUUGACCUGUGCUGUCAAGCUUACAAUCUCAUCCGCAAGCACACAGAUCUUUUCCUUAAUCUUCUGGGGCUGAUGCUAUCCUGUGGAAUUCCAGAGCUGUCCGAUAUCCAAGACCUGAGAUAUGUUUAUGAUGCUCUUCGACCUCAGGAGACAGAUGCCCACGCUACCACUUACUUCACAAGGCUGAUUGAAUCCAGUUUGGGUAGCGUGGCAACCAAACUCAACUUCUUCCUUCACAAUUUGGCCCAAAUGAAGUUUUCUGGGGUUGAUGACCAUCCCACACUCUCCUAUGCUCCUAAAACAUACACGAUAAAGACCGAUGGGAAAAUCAAGAAAGUGUUUGUGUGUCGUCAUCAGAAAAUAUUCAACCCUAAUAAAGGAUACGCCUAUGUUGUGAAAGUUGAGCGGGAGGGACAGCAUGAUGCUGCAUUCAUACUGAGGACCUUUGAAGAAUUUAAUGAACUACAUAAUAAACUCCGGCUACUUUUCCCUUCAUCCAAAUUGCCAAGCUUCCCAAGCAGGUUUGUGCUUGGCCGAGGAGAGGCGAUGGCCGACAGACGCAAAGAGGAGCUGGAUGGUUAUAUCUGGCACUUAAUCCACUCUCCUCCUGAAGUGGCUGAGUGUGAUCUGGUCUACACUUUCUUCCAUCCACUUCCAAAAGAUGACAAGUCCACAGCUGGAAAUACAGCUCCAAAACCAACAGACGUCCCUCCAACACCACCAAUGGGGAAGGUUGGUGGAGAAGUAAAGCUAUCCAUCUCUUACAAGAAUGACAAGCUUUUUAUCAUGGUGAUGCACAUUCGAGGCUUGGUUUUGCAGGAUGGGACUGAUCCAGAUCCUUACGUGAAAAUUUAUCUACUGCCGGAUCCUCACAAAACAAGCAAGCGAAAGACUAAAGUAGCUCGAAAGACUUGUAACCCAACAUAUAAUGAAAUGUUGGUGUACGAUGGUAUUCCUAAAGGAGAUGUUCAGCAGCGUGUUAUUCACUUGCGUGUGCUAAGCGAGGAAGCGUUCCGGGAAAACAUAAUGCUCGGCGAGGUGUACAUUAACCUCAAGGACUUCAACCUGAACCAGAAAAUUGUUGGCUGGUAUCACCUAGGAUCGACGACUCCCCUAGGCACUUUGUUCUAAGUAUUUUAGUGGUGUCACUAAAGGCUCUCUGUUGGACCUCAACUGAGGUGUGGGUUUUCAGAGGUUUAGGGGAGAACAAAUAACAAGGAAUAACCAAUUGUGUUUCCUUUGUUUCAUUUUUAUUUGAGAACUGACUUGAUGAGGAGGUUAAGCUAUUCAAACAUUGUUUUUGAGCCUCUUCAUUUUAGAACGUGUUGAAAAGACAUUACCCUCAAACUCGAGGAUUAUUGGGCAUGAUGUUGCAUGUGUCAAGAGCUGCAAACGAUUUGCUCCCAAGUUGUGUAUUAUUACACGAUGAAAAUGAAGGUAAAUAUUUGAACUGUUUAUAUGCUUUUAAACUGUGGUGUGGGCGACCAUGUCGUAAUGAAGGACCGACUCCCAAUUUUUUUUUGCACUAAACACAAGCAACAAGAGGAAGGGGAAACCCUUCAGGAAUUUAUCAAACUGAAUGAAUAGGACUGUAGCACAACGGGGAGGUGAGUGUCAGCAUUCGGACCAUAAUUAGCUCAUUCAAGUGUUCUCACUACCCUAAGUCUGUCUCAUGUCCCCACCUGGGAUGUGUGUAGCACAUACCUUUUGUGGCUUUUGGAUGUGAAUGAAGCCGUGUGAUGCCAGGGAAGUGGUGUGUGGCCAAAUUUCUCACCCUAUUUAGGAACAUGUGAGCAGGAGUAGACUGUUCAGCCCCUCAAAUCUUGUUCCAUCUAAAUGACUUCCAGCCACACACAACUUAUUGGGGUAGUGGUUAGUCUUUGCUAAGCGUUAAACGAUCAAAAUCUCAUCAACUGUCUGUUAGACUACUGUCUGAUUUAAGCUUUGAAGGCAAUGGAAUGGCUUAUCAUGUGGGGUGUAUAAUAAGCAACCUAGGUGAUACUGUGCAAGGUGUAUAUUUACCUCAAUUUCACUGAUUUUGUAUUAGGUUCAGAGUUGGAAGAGGAAGGAGCAACUUUUCAUCAGGGCAGGAUCAUGUUCGGUCCAGCAUUAAUCUUGUUAAUACUGAAACUGUCAUUAUCUGAACAACCAUCAAGUUAUUUGCAGGAGCUUGUAUGGUUGUGCUGCAAAUGAUGCAGCUCAGGGAGUUAGUGGUAUGUUUCUUGCAUUAAAAUGUUGAUGCUGCAUCACCUGAUUUGUCAGGUGGUCAAACAGCUGAGGCACCAGAGAGACAAAAAAGGUUUCUAGUUCAAUCCACGGUCAAUGCUGAGUUUGUUGGUUUCAGUUGGGGUAGCAACUGAGGUUGCACAAUUGACUUGCGUAGCUCUGGGAAGGGAUGGGUAUCGGGCAUGGUCUAAAGUCUGACUUCUCGUGAAUGAUUCUUAAAUGAAGGGAAGUGCAAGUGUAUACUGGAGAAGAUAGGGUCAGUUUUCACUGCUCAACCCAUGGUCAAACAAAACCCUUCCAAUGCUCACUACUUAUGUAUGAGUGCCAACAUUCACAGGCCGGAUUUGUAUAAUUCAGAGGUGAAGCAUUGAAAGCAAUGACCAUCCAUGCAGUCUUUCUCUCUAAUAACUAACAGAUCUCUUAAGGUUACAUCAGAUCACUGUCAUGAUGGAUAAAUUACAAUAGACUUUAUCAUUAUCACAGUGGAAUGAGCACACAUUUACGUUGACGUUGCUUUGAUAUCUAACCUUCCACAUUUGAUUAGAUCCUGGUAGACUGAAUGUAGUUGCAAUUGCAGCAUGUGAUUGUGAUCUGUACCACUUGAGCAUUGCAUUCUGUAUCACUAGACAUCCUGUUUUAAAAUGAUCUGGAAUAUUUUCCUUCCUAAAGUCUAUUGUCAGGAAUGACACUGUUCCAUGUGCCUCCCCUUCUCUAGCUCUGUUUUGUAUAGGGGCCACUACUUCAAAGGUGUGCUUCCACCUCAGUGGAGGCAGACAUACAUUGUGGUACAUGUGGAAUAGACUGAGAAAUGGUAGGAAAAGCGGAUAUGGAAGGAAACAUUUGGCCCCUUGUGCCUGUUCCAUCUUGCCAUUUGAAUCAUACCCAGUACCUAUGUUGUUUCCAUAAACCUUCAUGCUUUUAUCGAACAAAAAUCUAUCUUUUUGAAAUUUUCUUUCCACAGCCAGCCUCAACAGCACUGUUUUCAUUACCUUUUAUGUACCUAAUAUCGAAUGUGAAACAGUGGGGCAAAUAACUGCUCAGCUCGACGCUACAUAGUGCAAACUCUGUGAUCUGGCCUUCACAUUUUAGCAGCAGUUGUUACAUUUAGUUUCAUUUAAAACAAGAUGCUAUUGUUUCUCUGGUCAUCUUGACCCUUUUCUCCUUCUUGUAAUAUGGAGAAAUGUAAUUGACAAGUGCCAACAACAUUUGAACUUUUUCCUUUAGAGCAGCUAACCUUCAUUGACUCUCUCACAUUUGAUGGUAAAGGACAGAUGAAUAGUUUCAUCGAUGAGAACAAAACAAUAUACGUGAUGGUGUCAUAACUAGAAUAAGUGUGGCCCCUUUAUAUUGUAGAAUGUACUGAGUAAGCUGGAUCUACUGUUAGACACAAUACAUGAUCUACAGACAAGGUAACAUUUGUUUGGUCUGAUUCUUCAUAAGGGAUUUAAUUCCCAAUUGAAUUCAACUGGACUGUUAAUGUACCCCUUUCAUUGCACACAGGACAGUUGUAGGUGUUGAGCUUGGCCUUGUUUCUGUUGACCAGCUGCUCUCCUCACUUCCACUUCACCUCCCACUUGCCCUUUUUGUUUCACAGCUGCAAAAGAAACUUUGUGAAAUUCCCAUGCAUUGUUUCAGUUUACCUUUGUACAUAAAGGAAAAGCACCACAGUGGCCAACUGUCCUUUUUAAUUAACUGUGGUGGAAAAUAUACUGUAAGAUUUGUUUGCAAAUCUUUGUUGCCUGUAAGUAAUUUACUUUUUUUGAUUGAUACACAAUACUGUUGUUGAAUAUUUAAAAAAUGUUUAAAAAUU
Stegostoma tigrinum is the source of this 8517-nucleotide messenger RNA. RefSeq names its product phosphatidylinositol-4-phosphate 3-kinase, catalytic subunit type 2 beta (gene pik3c2b). Bases 621 to 5612 code for a protein of 1663 amino acids. Gene Ontology annotation, molecular function: phosphatidylinositol binding; 1-phosphatidylinositol-4-phosphate 3-kinase activity; 1-phosphatidylinositol-3-kinase activity. The record is from RefSeq and is a predicted model, not a curated record. Gene Ontology annotation, cellular component: cytoplasm; plasma membrane; phosphatidylinositol 3-kinase complex. The transcript has 34 exons. Gene Ontology annotation, biological process: phosphatidylinositol-3-phosphate biosynthetic process; cell migration; phosphatidylinositol-mediated signaling. NCBI's taxonomy places the organism in Eukaryota, Metazoa, Chordata, Chondrichthyes, Orectolobiformes, Stegostomatidae.